Puma concolor (puma) is the source of this 2352-nucleotide messenger RNA. Lineage: Eukaryota; Metazoa; Chordata; Mammalia; Carnivora; Felidae. The record is from RefSeq and is a predicted model, not a curated record.
AUGGCCAGCACCAGGAGUAUUGAGCUGGAGCACUUUGAGGAACGGGACAAAAGGCCGCGACCAGGGUCGCGGAGAGGGGCGCCCAGCUCCUCGGGAGGCAGCAGCAGUUCGGGCCCCAAGGGGAACGGGCUCAUUCCCAGCCCGGCGCAUAGUGCCCACUGCAGCUUCUACCGCACGCGGACCCUGCAGGCUCUGAGCUCGGAGAAGAAGGCCAAGAAGGCACGCUUCUACCGGAAUGGGGACCGCUACUUCAAGGGCCUGGUGUUUGCCAUCUCCAGCGACCGCUUCCGGUCCUUCGAUGCCCUGCUCAUCGAGCUCACCCGCUCCCUGUCGGACAACGUGAACCUGCCCCAGGGCGUCCGCACCAUCUAUACCAUCGAUGGCAGUCGGAAGAUCUCCAGCCUGGACGAGCUGCUGGAAGGUGAGAGUUACGUGUGUGCAUCAAAUGAACCAUUUCGUAAAGUUGAUUACACCAAAAAUAUUAAUCCGAACUGGUCUGUGAACAUCAAGGGUGGGACAUCCCGAGCCUUGGCUGCUCCCCCCUUGGUGAAAAGUGAAGUGAAGGAAAGUAAAGAUUUCAUCAAACCGAAAUUGGUGACCGUGAUUCGAAGUGGAGUGAAGCCUAGAAAAGCCGUGAGGAUCCUUCUAAAUAAGAAGACCGCUCAUUCAUUUGAACAGGUCUUGACAGAUAUCACCGAAGCCAUUAAACUAGAUUCAGGAGUGGUCAAGAGGCUCUGCACGCUGGAUGGAAAGCAGGUUACUUGUCUGCAAGACUUUUUUGGUGAUGAUGAUGUUUUUAUUGCUUGUGGACCUGAAAAAUUCCGUUAUGCCCAAGAUGACUUUGUCCUGGAUCACAGUGAAUGCCGUGUCUUGAAGUCAUCUUAUUCUCGCUCCUCAGCUGUUAAGUAUUCUGGCUCUAAAAGCCCUGGGCCCUCCCGACGCAGCAAAUCACCAGCUUCAGUUAAGAGGGGUGGCCAUCACUCCAGUGCCUACUCUGCAGCCAGAUCCCCAGUUAAUGGAACUCCCAGCAGCCAGCUGUCUACUCCUAAAUCAACGAAAUCCUCCAGCUCUUCCCCAACUAGCCCAGGAAGUUUCAGAGGAUUAAAGCAGAUUUCUGCACACGGCAGAUCUUCUUCGAAUGUAAAUGGUGGACCUGAACUUGGUCGUUGCAUGAGUCCUGAAGGUGUAAAUGGAAACAGGUGCUCUGAAUCAUCAACUCUUCUUGAGAAAUACAAAAUUGGGAAGGUUAUUGGUGAUGGGAAUUUUGCAGUAGUCAAAGAGUGCAUGGACAGGUCCACUGGAAAGGAAUUUGCCCUGAAGAUUAUAGACAAAGCCAAAUGUUGUGGAAAGGAGCACCUGAUUGAGAAUGAAGUGUCAAUCCUGCGCAGGGUGAAACAUCCAAAUAUCAUCAUGCUGGUUGAAGAGAUGGAAACAGCUACUGAGCUCUUUCUGGUGAUGGAAUUGGUCAAAGGUGGGGAUCUCUUUGAUGCAAUUACCUCUUCAACCAAGUACACUGAGAGAGAUGGCAGUGCGAUGGUGUACAACCUGGCCAACGCCCUCAGGUAUCUUCAUGGCCUCAGCAUUGUGCACAGAGACAUCAAGCCAGAGAACCUCUUGGUGUGUGAAUAUCCUGAUGGAACCAAGUCCUUGAAGCUGGGAGACUUUGGUCUGGCCACUGUGGUGGAAGGCCCUUUAUACACAGUCUGUGGCACACCAACUUAUGUGGCUCCAGAAAUAAUUGCUGAAACCGGCUAUGGCCUGAAGGUGGAUAUUUGGGCGGCAGGCGUGAUCACAUACAUACUUCUCUGUGGAUUCCCUCCAUUCCGAAGUGAGAACAAUCUCCAGGAAGAUCUCUUUGACCAGAUCUUGGCUGGGAAGCUGGAGUUUCCAGCCCCCUACUGGGAUAACAUCACAGACUCAGCAAAGGAAUUAAUCAGUCAAAUGCUUCAGGUAAACGUUGAAGCUCGGUGUACCGCGGGAGAAAUCCUGAGCCACCCCUGGGUGUCAGAUGAUGCCUCCCAGGAGAAUAAUAUGCAAGCUGAAGUAACAGGUAAACUCAAACAGCACUUUAAUAAUGCGCUCCCCAAACAGAACAGCACCACCACCGGGGUCUCGGUUAUCAUGAACACGGCUCUAGAUAAGGAGGGGCAGAUUUUCUGCAGCAAGCACUGUCAGGGCAGCAGCCGACCGGGGAUGGAGCCGACCUCUCCAGUCCCUCCCUCAGCUGAGGAGCCCCCCGUGUCCGCACCGGCAGACCUGGCCCCCGCCCCUCCAGAGUCUCCCACACCCCCUUGUCCUCCUGCUGCCGAAAGCUGCGAGCGGGCAGGGACCUGGCGCCGCCACCGCGACUGA